Molecule: messenger RNA, 4914 nt
Organism: Panicum virgatum (switchgrass)
Lineage: Eukaryota; Viridiplantae; Streptophyta; Magnoliopsida; Poales; Poaceae
Product: cytochrome P450 703A2-like
Exons: 3
Coding region: 3210-4790 (526 amino acids)
Molecular function (GO): iron ion binding; oxidoreductase activity, acting on paired donors, with incorporation or reduction of molecular oxygen; heme binding
Source: RefSeq, a predicted model, not a curated record
GCAAAUAAGAGGCGGCAUUCGUCAGCGUUAGACCGUGCUCCUUCCCCUGGCAAGCUGGCAGCGGCGGCUGGCGGCAAUGGCCGCGCUGCGGCUACCAAGAGCUCCAGCCACGGCGGCCCUGGUCGGCGGGGGCGUCCCGCGCCGCCUCCCCACCCCGGAGCAGCCCCCGCCGGUGCGGGCACCCAACACGGCCCACCUCAACGCGCUGCUCACGGCCUACGGCCGCCGCGGCCGCAUCCGCGAUGCCCAGCAGGUGUUCGACCGGAUGCCCCGCCGCGACGUCAUCUCCUGGACGGCCCUCCUCACCGCCUACGCGGACGCCGGCGACCACGCCUCCGCGCGCCUCGUCUUCGACGACAUGCCCCGCCGCAACGCCGUCUCCUGGAACGCGCUGCUCUCGCUCUACCUCCGCGCGGGCGCGGGAACGCCCGCCACCACUACGCCGGUCGCGCACGCGCUCUUCGCGAAGAUGCCGGCCAAGAACGCUGUGUCUUACGGCGCCAUGAUCACGGGGCUCGCCAGGGCUGGCAUGCUGCGGGAGGCCCAGGUGGUGUACGGGGAGAUGCCGCUGCGGUGGCGGGACCCUGUGGGGUCUAACGCGAUGAUAGCUGGGUACCUCAGAGCCGGGGAACUUGACAUGGCGCUGAGGGUGUUUGACGGAAUGGAGGCAAGUGACGUCUUUUCCUGGAGCUCUCUGGUUGAUGGACUGUGUAAGCAUGGGACUCUAUCAGAGGCGAGGAGGCUGUUCGAGGCAAUGCCGGAGCGGAAUGUGGUGUCCUGGACCUCAAUGAUCCGGGGGUAUGUGAAACGUGGGAUGUGCCGAGAUGGUCUCUUGCUGUUCCUGGACAUGAGAAAUGAAGGUGUUCCGGUUAAUGAAACAGCACUCUCAGUGGUGCUGGAUGCUUGUUCUGAGGCGAGUCUUGUCAGAGAAGGAAUUCAGAUUCAUGGGUUGAUUAUAUCAAUGGGUUUUGAAAUGAACGUUUUCUUGGGUGACUCAAUAAUCAUAAUGUAUUCCCGCUUCGGUUGGAUGGUCAAUGCUAGAAGGGUGUUUGCUUUCAUGGAGCAGAAGGACAUAGUAUCGUGGAACUCAUUGAUCACAGGGUAUGUUCAGAAUAACAUGAUUGAAGAUGCUCAUGUGCUUUUCAAGCUGAUGCCUGAGAGGGAUGCUGUUUCUUGGACAUCAAUGUUAGUUGGGUUUGCUAAUAGGGGUUGGAUGAGAGAGGCCGUUGACCUCUUUGAGGAAAUGCCAGAAAAAGAUGAGGUGGCUUGGGCUGCAGUUAUUUCCAGUUUCAUUUCAAAUGGAGACUAUGUAAAUGCGGUCCGGUGGUUUUGUCGUAUGUCAAAGGAAGGGUGCACGCCUAAUACAGUGGCUUUUAGUUGUUUGCUGAGUGCUUUGGCUAACCUGGCAAUGGUGAAUCAGGGACUGCAAGCUCAUGCCUAUGCAGUCAACAUGGGAUGGAUAUUUGACUCAGCUGUUAACACUUCUUUGGUGACAAUGUAUGCAAAAUGCGGUAGGUUGGCUGAGGCUCAUCGUGUUUUCUCAAGCAUUAGCAAUCCAAGCCUUAUUGCCACUAAUUCUAUGAUUGCGGCAUUCGCGCAACAUGGCUUGGCUGAAGAUGCGCUCAAACUUUUCAACAGAAUGCAAUAUGACGGACAAAGGCCUAACCACGUGACAUUCUUGGGAAUACUGACUGCUUGUGCACGAGCUGGAUUAGUUCAACAAGGUUAUAACUACUUCGAAUCCAUGAGAUCUGUCUAUGGCAUUGAACCAAACCCUGACCACUAUACAUGCAUGGUUGAUCUUUUAGGCCGUGCAGGCUUCCUUGCUGAAGCACUGGAAAUGAUUAAUUCGAUGCCCCAGAAAGAUUAUGCUGAUGCAUGGGCAGCUUUGCUUAGCUCUAGUAGCCUCCAUUCUAAUCUUUCUUUUGCAAAAUUAGCAGCACAGAGGCUACUUGAGAUGGAUCCUUACAAUGCAACAGCUUACACAGUCCUGUCAAACAUGUUCACCUCAGCAGGGAUGAAGGAUGAUGAAGAGAUGCUAAAAGUUGCACAGUUAUCCAACACGGCUACUAAAAAUCCUGGGUAUACCCUCAUCAUACAGGAAAAGAGUAACACAGAAUGAGCGCCAUCAGGUGCAGAUAACUGGCAUAUAGUAAGACAGGAAUAUUGGAUUCACAAAGAAACCAAGUCUAAUGCCAAGAGUAGGUGUCAGUUUGUUGGUAUCUUUUGAAUGCCACUGCAGAGUCAGUAUUGAGAACUGAGACGGCAUAGCACGUGCAUAUUUUUCCUUAUUAAUGCCUAGUAAGUAUAUGUUUGUAUCUGAUAAGAUAAUUAGUGAUAUGAAGAUUAAGGAACCUUGUUAUCUGGAUCACCUUAUGUUUUUGGGAUAUCUAUUUCAGCAUGCAACUGAUCAGUCGUAUUCUUCAUGGAAAAGGUUUUUGUUUUGUUCUCUGCAAGACACUGGAGAGUUGAUGACGUUUAUGCAAAUAAUUCAUCUGCUAUCAUGACAUGUUGAAUGAGAACAAAAUCCUUUGGAUGCUGCAUGCUUUCAACAUUCAGGAAUAUUUGUGCAAGAUAUAAUCUUCUCAUCCAUUGUUAGAGAAGAGAGCCGUUUAGCGAGGUAAUCUUUAUGCUGAUUCAGUCAUUUGCAUGAGACAACAUUACCAAGGUGAAUUGGGUGAUCAUCAAGCUUUUCUUUUAGCAAUAGAAGUUUCUGAAUAAUUCAUGGACAUCUACGGAUGUUCUCCUCAAUAAAAAUAGGAGUUUAUCUUUGUGCCUUUAUUAUAGCCUUAUAGAUGUGGCAGGUGGAGGACUUGCACUAGUUUUUUCUUUUUUGGUUGAGCAAAUUGCUGAGUAACAGGUAGAAGUUCCUAAUUUUGGGAACACAACAUUAGCUUGUUCUCUCUGAAUACAUGAUCAUGUUCUGUGAGCUUUCUUUUAUUCUAGUCCUCUUCUGUUUAUUCUGUCAUUUUUUCAGUGCUCUACAGUCUAUGUUGCACAAGUCAUGUCAAGAUCAUGACGUUUUUUAUAUACAUGAUGGUAGUUGAGAUGCUUACAACACAAGAAUCAUGACUAGUCCAAUACUGUAACCAAUUCGCUUCAACCUCAAUCACUCAAUUUUCUUUGUACUUUUACCAGAAGGCUUGAUGGGAUCCCAUAAAUAGGCCGACAUUUGCAAUUCCACUUUAAUUGCCAUCUGUUUCUGAACCAUGGAUCCAUUUCUUCUCUCCAUCCUCUUGUGCUUAUGGAUCUUUAUUGUAGUGUAUUGGAGAAGGAUGAACAGCAUGAGGCUAAGGCUUCCACCUGGACCUCCAACAUGGCCAAUCUUUGGUAACCUUCUCCAGUUGAGCCCUCUUCCACACAAAGACUUUGCUCGAUUCUGCACCAAAUAUGGCCCCCUUGUCUAUCUCCGCCUAGGAACCAUCGAUGCCAUCACCACCGAUGAUCCUGAAGUCAUCCGUGAAAUACUCAUCCGGCAAGAUGAGGUCUUUGCUUCACGGCCUCGGACACUGGCUGCUGUCCAUCUUGCCUAUGGGUGCGGCGAUGUGGCACUAGCUCCACUGGGGCCAAACUGGAAAAGGAUGAGGAGAGUUUGCAUGGAGCACUUGCUGACAACCAGGCGGCUCGAGUCCUUCGCUGCGCACCGAGCUCAGGAGGCUGAGCACCUCUGUCAGUUUGUAUGGGCUAAAGCUCAGUCCGGGAAGCCCGUGAACCUCAGAGAGGUUCUUGGUGCCUUCUCUAUGAACAACGUCACGAGGAUGCUGCUGGGGAAGCAGUACUUUGGGAUCCAGUCUGCAGGACCCGGUGAAGCGAUGGAGUUCAUGCACAUCACCCAUGAGCUGUUCUUCCUGCUGGGCCUGAUCUAUCUCGGGGACUACUUGCCGGCCUGGAGGUGGGUCGACCCGUACGGGUGUGAGAAGAAGAUGAGGGAGGUCGAGAAGAAGGUGGACGAUUUCCACCAGAAGAUAAUUGAUGAGCACAGGAGGGCUCGGGAGGCCAAGAAGAGUGCUGCCUCCUCUUAUGACGAUGAUACCAAAGAAGAGAUGGACUUCGUCGAUGUGCUGCUGUCUUUGCCUGGUGAGAACGGGAAGGAGCACAUGGACGAUGUCGAGAUCAAAGCUUUGAUGCAGGACAUGAUCGCUGCUGCUACGGACACUUCAUCAGUGACCAACGAGUGGGUGAUGGCGGAGGUGAUCAAGAACCCGCGCGUGCUCCGGCGUAUCCAGGAGGAGCUGGACGCGGUGGUCGGCCGCGACCGGAUGGUGGCGGAGUCGGACCUCCCCUACCUCCACUACCUCCGGUGCGUGGUCCGCGAGUCCUUCCGGAUGCACCCGGCGGGGCCGUUCCUGAUCCCGCACGAGUCCCUGAAGCCGACGACGAUCAUGGGGUACCACAUCCCGGCGCGCACGCGCGUGUUCAUCAAUACGCACGCGCUGGGCCGGAACCCGCGCGUGUGGGACGCCGUUGGCGAGUUCCGGCCGGAGCGGCACCUGCCGGCGGAGGCGGGCGCCCGGGUGGAGAUCAGCCACCUGCCGGACUUCAAGAUCCUGCCCUUCAGCGCCGGGAAGCGCAAGUGCCCCGGCGCGCCGCUGGGCGCGGCGCUGGUGCUCAUGGCGCUCGCCAGGCUCUUCCACUGCUUCGACUGGUCCCCGCCCGACGGCCUCCGCCCCGAGGACAUCGACACUCGGGAGGUGUACGGAAUGACCAUGCCCAAGGCGGCGCCGCUCGUCGCCGUCGCCACGCCGCGCCUGCCGCCGCACAUGUACGCCGCGGCCGCCUCUGUAGUCUGACGCUAGCUAGCAAGCUCCUCGCACUCCAGGUCAAUGUAAGCCAAGCCAUGGCUAAUGGUAACGGAGAACUGAUCCUAUACACGCACAUAAACAAACGAUGAAUGAAAUGCAAAUCCUUCCUUUC